Molecule: messenger RNA, 1286 nt
Organism: Trifolium pratense (red clover)
Lineage: Eukaryota; Viridiplantae; Streptophyta; Magnoliopsida; Fabales; Fabaceae
Product: adenylate kinase 1, chloroplastic
Exons: 4
Coding region: 104-916 (270 amino acids)
Biological process (GO): nucleobase-containing compound metabolic process
Cellular component (GO): cytoplasm; mitochondrion
Molecular function (GO): AMP kinase activity; ATP binding
Source: RefSeq, a predicted model, not a curated record
GUAAUUAUUAGGUCAUCGUAUAGACAUAGCAGUACAGCCUGCAUCUUACAUCUCUUUCUUCCUUUUUCCUGUCUUUGAGCUUACUACCUUCGCUGCGAUUCCGAUGGCGGCCAUAACCCGCCUCGUUAAACGCACAACAACAACACCUUUUUAUUCCUUGGCGCGUGGAUUCUCCUCCACUAAUACUCACGCGCCACCCUCUCAAAAUAGGAAUAUUCAGUGGGUCUUUUUAGGCUGUCCCGGCGUCGGUAAAGGCACCUACGCCAGCCGUCUCUGUAAAUUCCUCGGCGUUCCUCACAUCGCAACCGGAGAUCUUGUUCGUCAUGAGCUUUCCUCUAAUGGCCCACUUUCUUCCCAGCUAUCAGAAAUUGUAAAUCAAGGUCAAUUAGUGUCAGAUGAAAUUAUUAUGAACUUGUUGUCUAAGAGACUGGCUGAUGGACAAGCUAAAGGCGAAUCAGGUUUCAUUCUUGAUGGUUUUCCUCGAACGAUAAAGCAAGCAGAAAUUUUGGAAGGAGUGACUGACAUUGACUUGGUGGUCAAUCUGAAGCUCCGAGAAGAAGCACUCCUUGCAAAAUGCCUUGGUAGGAGAACUUGCAGUCAGUGUGGAGGAAAUUUUAACAUCGCUUCCAUUGACAUAAAGGGUGAGAAUGGAGCUCCUGGUAUGAGUAUGGCUCCACUUCUUCCUCCUGAGCAUUGCAUGUCUAAGCUCAUUACUCGUGCCGAUGAUACUGAACUAGUAGUCAAAGAAAGGCUUCGUAUAUACAAUGAAUUGAGUCAACCUGUGGAGGGAUUUUAUCGUAGCAGAGGAAAACUAUUGGAGUUUGAGCUGCCUGGAGGGAUCCCGGAAUCUUGGCCGAAGUUGCUGCAAGCUCUUAAUCUAGAUGAUUAUGAAGAGAAGCAGUCUGCUGCAGCAUAAGAUAUAAAAGUGUACCAUAUAUUUAAGUUAUUAAGUAUUUCAUUCUUUGCAUGCGGAUACUGCAUGUUGUAAAAUUUUGCAGGAAAUAGAACCAACGAAGGUCGGCUUCUCAAAUUAGAAUUAUUUGAAUAAAUAAUGAUAUCAGAAAGUGUCAUAAUCUGAUGAAACUUAUACCCAAUUUGGAAUUCCAUAUUUUAUUCCAGUUAUAUACUACAAUGUUAUUUAUUGUUGUUGGGAACAGAGUUUCCGACAUAGUUGUUGGCUUGUUGCAUAGAUGUUUGUUUGCAAUAAGUUUCAACAGGAUUGGCACAGAAUUAUUGUGUUGUAACUGUUAUGGACGCUAUUAACUUAGCUUACUUAUUUCACAAUA